AUGACCACCCUUCAUAAAAUCGAUUUGGGCAUCAAGCCUGAGGAAACUUACUCCAUUACCAACAAGGGGAUCAAGUUCGACACUUUGAGCGAUAUCAAGCCUUAUUUGGAUGAACUCUCGUCCAAAAAGGACCUCAAAUUGAUUGAUAUUUCUGGAAACACCAUUUCGCCAGAAUGCUCCAAACACCUUGCUCAGGAGAUCAAAAAGUUCUCCUCCACCCUCUUGCACCUCAACCUUCAAGAUAUCUACACCUCGCGUGACAAAAACGAGAUCCCUGCUUCUCUGAGCGAGUUCUUCCCUGUUAUCUUGGAAUCUCCUUCUUUGAAGGUUUUGAACCUGAGUGAUAAUGCUCUUGGCCAGGACACCAUCGACAUUUUGGAAGACUUCCUAUCAAAGGCCAAAUCACUGGAGCACCUCAUUUUGACAAAUAAUGGUCUCGGUCCAUUUUCCGGUGCCAGAGUCGGAAAAGCUCUGUACAAGCUGGCAAAGCUGAAGGAAAAAGAGAACUCUCCCCCAUUGAAAACAUUCUGGUGUGGCCGUAAUAGACUGGAGAAUGGUUCUGUCGACUAUCUGGCAAUUGGUUUCAAAGCAAACACUCACCUUGAAGAAAUCAAGUUAUACCAAAACGGUAUCAGACCUCAGGGUAUUGCGAAGUUGAUCAGCCAAGGUCUUGCUCAUCUGAAGAACCUCCAAGUUCUUGAUCUUCAAGACAACACUUUUACCGUCCCAGGAUCUCUGGCUCUGGCUUCUGUUCUGCCAAACUGGCCACAGCUGAUCGAACUCAACGUCAACGAUUGUCUUCUGAAGAGUGCUGGAAGUUUGAAGGUUGUUGAGAAACUGGCUGAGCUGAAGGACUCAAAAAUUCAAACUUUGAAGCUUCAAUACAACGAACUUGAGACCGAUUCGUUGGAGAUCCUUGCUAGAGCUGUUGGAUCUCUGGAGGCUCUAAAGCUCUUGGAGUUGAACGGAAACAGAUUCGAGGAGGAUUCUGAAUUGAUCGACAAGAUCACUGAAGUGUUUGAGGAGAGAGGCUUUGGUGAGCUGGACGAGCUCGAUGAUCUGGAGGAGCCUGACUCUGAUGAGGAGGAUGAAGAUGAGGAUGAGGAAGAAGGAGACCAAGAAGAAGAUGUUGAUCUUGCUGACUUGGAAGCAGAGCUGGCCGCAACGCACAUUUAG
Ogataea philodendri is the source of this 1176-nucleotide messenger RNA. RefSeq lists its product as uncharacterized. Gene Ontology annotation, cellular component: perinuclear region of cytoplasm; cytosol; nucleus. Gene Ontology annotation, biological process: nucleocytoplasmic transport; activation of GTPase activity. Lineage: Eukaryota; Fungi; Ascomycota; Pichiomycetes; Pichiales; Pichiaceae. The record is from RefSeq and is a predicted model, not a curated record. The transcript has a single exon. Gene Ontology annotation, molecular function: GTPase activator activity; small GTPase binding. The coding region runs from base 1 to 1176 and encodes 391 amino acids.